AUGGUCAGGUUUAAACAUUACACUCAUACUCUUGGUCUACAUGGUGAAACAUUACAUCCGUAUUCCUGGCCUACAUGGUCAGAUGUUAUAAUCGAACACGAUAACGUUUACCCAACAGAACGGAAACUCUCAGACAUCGACAGGCUGCACUAUCUGAAAGGGGCUGUGACAGGGAACGCAGCUCAACUCAUUUCGCACCUGCCCGCGACCGACGAGGCAUUCAACCAGGCCUGGCAAUUGUUGGAUUCGCGUUUUGAGAACAAGCGCAUGAAUGUAAAGUCGUACAUGGAUAGGCUGUACAACCUGAAGACCAUGAAGACCAGGAGGGCAGCGUCGUUGACCAAGAUGGUCAACAUUAUACAGGAGACGCAGCAGGCGCUGAGAGCGUUCAAGCCGCUCUCAGUCACCGUUCAUGCACACGUGCUUACGAAGGUGACCACUUGCUUACCAUCGGACCCACCAGCUCGUCCAACGCUGCAAUCGCAUCUGGAGAAAUUGAAUCUCGCAGAUCCCCAAUUUCUCAAAUCCAGACCAGUGGACAUCAUUCUCGGAGCAGACGCAUACGGGCAAGUCAUCAACCCAAACAUUAUUCGGCACUCUUCAACACCGUUGAUCACUCAACCCCCGAUCUUCGGUUGGCUUGUAAUCGGACCCCUCAAGGGCUCUCAGACCAUUCGCAGGACUUCUCAUCAGGUGACGGUCAAUAAUACCGAUCGCCAGUUCGGUGAGUUACUCAGCCGCUUCUGGACGCAGAAAGAGCCACCGCAGGACACGGCACCCUUGCUCACACCAGAAGAGCAAGAACGACUCAGCAAGGACGACCAGUACAAACAGCUGUACAUCAAGUUCAUGCUCGAAUAUGAGCAGCUUGGUCACAUGGUAAAACUGAACAAUGACUCAAUAACUAGUCCGUUUCAGUACUUUCUUCAGCUUCAUGGCGUUCUUAAGUUGGGCAGCACGACCACCGCCUUGCGGGUGUUGUUUAAUGGCUCUAGUCCAACUUCAUCAGGAUUCUCACUGAAUGAUCUUCUUCACUCCGGUCCUAAUCUGAUGCUGAACAUCGCAGAUCUGCUCAUCUGGAUACGCAGAUACAAACAUCUGUUUGCAACCGACGUCACGAAGAUGUACCGACAAAUCAAGGUGCAUCCAGAGGACUGGAGCUUGCAGCUGAUACUCUGGCUUGAUGACGCACAACAGGAAAUGCAGUAUCAGCUGACCGCGGUCACAUACGGGACGAAAGCUGCACCGUAUUUGGCUGUGCGAACACUCUUGCAACUCGCUGACGACGAAGGGUCGAAAUAUCCCCUUGCCGUGGAACCCAUCAAGAAUGGCAGGUAUGUCGAUGACAUUUUUGGUGGCGCAGAUACUGCAGAACAUCUACAGGACGUUGCAAAUCAGCUGACGCAGCUUUGCCAAGCGGGUGGAUUUCCACUGGCAAAAUGGCAUUCUACGAGCAAAUCGUUGCUAGAAGACCUCGCCAUGGAUCAGAACAACACAGCAAUCUCAUUCAACGACUGCGCAACUAAGAUUCUUGGAAUCAAAUGGAUGCCACAUCAGGACACAGCCAAAAUUCUCAUUCAAGAGCUUUGGUUACAGGAACCCGGUUGGGACGACAUUCUGCCGCUUCAUAUCACUGAACGAUGGCUACGCAUCAGGGAAGAUCUAACCAGCUUGGCCAAGCUUUCCAUCCCAAGAUGGUUCAACACAGCGACCACGUCGACAGUUGAACUCCAUGGAUUCUCUGAUGCAUCAGUCCUCGCAAUGGCAGCCGUCGUCUACCUCAUUGUCCGCUCACUGUCCACGGGUACCCACAUCUCUCUGGUCUGCUCGAAAACGCGGGUGACUCCACUCAGACACCUAACCAUCCCGAGGCUGGAACUAACAGCAGCGCUGCUCCUUUCUAAACUGAUGAGGCAUGUUCACGCUACUUUGAACAUGACCGUCACUCAGACAUUUUUAUGGACGGACUCAGAAGUCACGCUUGCAUGGAUCAAGACGCACCCCUCCAAAUGGAAGGAUUACAUUCGCAACAGGGUAAUCCAGAUCCAGGAGAUCACGCAGAAUUAUCACUGGAGAUUACUCAGAAUAACAUCUCUCUGCCUCCAAUUCGUGGACAAGCUGUUCAAACGACAGAACGCUUCGCCCACGCACUUCAUCUCAGCAGCUGAUAUGGAAAGGGCCAGAAUCUACUGGAUUCAGGCCACGCAGUCCGCAUUCUUCAAGGAUGAACUCGCUGCACUCGCCAAAGGAACAACGCUUCCGUCGACGCAUCCAUUCACGAGGCUCACCGCUUACCUUGACCAUCAAGGAAUCGCCAGAGUAGGCGGACGCCUCCAACACUCAGAGCUUUCGCACAACGGCAAACAUCCUGUCAUUCUGCCUCGUGAUUCAAGGCUCUCAGCACUUCUUAUCGACCACGCCCAUCAGCAGACCAUGCACGGAGGACCGCUCACGCUGAAAACUUGGACGGGAAGAGAAGCCAAGACGCAGAAAGGGUGGAUUUGCGUAUUCGUCUGCUUCGCAACCUCAGCCGUACAUUUGGAAGUUCUCACCGACUACUCGACCGACGCAUUCAUCGCCGCCUACCGCAGAUUCGCAGCAAGGAGAGGAACUGCAGCCUCUCUCUACUCAGACUGCGGCACCAAUUUCCAAGGAGCGGACGCGCAGUUGAAGGAGCAAUUCAAGGACAGCACAUGCGAAAAUCAAGACAUCGCAGCACUACUCGCCAAGGAUGACACGCAGUGGCACUUCAACCCUCCAGCCGCUCCACACAUGGGUGGAAAAUGGGAGGCGGUGGUUAAGUCCCUCAAAUUCCAUCUAAAGAAAACGAUUGGAGAUGCUUUGCUGACGUACGAGGAAUCAAUAACAUUGCUCGCGCAAAUCGAAGCCAUCCUCAAUUCAAGACCGUUGGAACCAUUCAGCGAUGACCCAGACGACGUCUCAGCCCUCUCACCAGGACAUUUCCUGAUCGGAUCGCAGAUCAACGCAGUGCCAGAGCCAACGCUUCUAGACGUCACAGUCAACCGCUUGUCAAGGUGGCAAUUUCUGCAGCAGCGCCUCCAACAAUUUUGGAGACUCUGGUCCACGCAGUACCUGCAGCGACUCCAGGCCAUCUCAAAAUGGCAUCACCCGUCCAACGAGAUCAGGGUAGGCUCUCUUGUUCUCAUUACUGAUGAACGCUUGCCCCCAGGGAAAUGGCCCAUGGCCAGGGUUCUCAGUCUGAUGCCAGGAAAGGAUGGACUGACCAGGGCCGUCACGCUCAAGACGGCUACCACGACGCUCACGCGGCCCAUCGCACAGAUAUUCGGAGAUUAUCUCCGGGACAGGAGAAUUCAGUUCAUGGGCCGGGAUGGUGUCAUAAUUGGGAGGGACAUGGACCGCGGCGUGCCCCAGGGUUUCCAUUUGGGUCCCCCGUUUUGGGACCUGGGGUACGACUCGGCUCUACGGGCUACGCUCCCGACCGGAGUCAACCUCACGUAUAUUGCAGACUUCACGCACGUGCUGGCCAUCGGUCGGGAGUCGCCAGUCGCCUGGCUGAGAUUGGAGUCGCUGCCGUCGCCGCAGAGAUCCGAUGACUAG
This is a messenger RNA of Osmia bicornis bicornis, 3579 nucleotides long. RefSeq lists its product as uncharacterized. Gene Ontology annotation, molecular function: nucleic acid binding. The transcript has 9 exons. The record is from RefSeq and is a predicted model, not a curated record. The coding region runs from base 1 to 3579 and encodes 1192 amino acids. Gene Ontology annotation, biological process: DNA integration. Lineage: Eukaryota; Metazoa; Arthropoda; Insecta; Hymenoptera; Megachilidae.